AUGCCCCAGAAUGAAAUGGUGCAAGCCUCCUCAGAAGUUGCAACUGAAGGUGUUGGGGUGUCCCAAAUGCCAAGCUCGGCUCCAGCAGCUGAGACUUGGGGCAAUCCUGUAAUUCCUCCCAUUGACGUCGCUCCUGCUCAAGUUCUUACUAACUCAACUCUUGCUCCUUGCACUCUGCCUGUCUCUCAGGUUAUGGCUCCCACUAUUCUGACGCACCUGGUGCCUCCCUCUCGCAAUGUCGACUACUGCUCUGCAAGCAUUGAUGAACUCUUUGGAGAUGUUGACUGGCGGCAUCGGCGGUGA
Messenger RNA from Ilex paraguariensis (yerba mate), 303 nucleotides. The record is from the annotation of a GenBank genome assembly. NCBI's taxonomy places the organism in Eukaryota, Viridiplantae, Streptophyta, Magnoliopsida, Aquifoliales, Aquifoliaceae.